This is a messenger RNA of Pyricularia oryzae 70-15, 1879 nucleotides long. RefSeq lists its product as uncharacterized. Gene Ontology annotation, cellular component: transcription factor TFIID complex. Lineage: Eukaryota; Fungi; Ascomycota; Sordariomycetes; Magnaporthales; Pyriculariaceae. The transcript is spliced from 2 exons. Gene Ontology annotation, biological process: transcription initiation at RNA polymerase II promoter. The record is from RefSeq and is a predicted model, not a curated record. Gene Ontology annotation, molecular function: protein heterodimerization activity. The coding region runs from base 316 to 1503 and encodes 395 amino acids.
GCAACCGCCGCGUUCAAGGCAAACUUAGUGUAGCAAGCAGCUCGCAGAUUCAGAUUGAGAAAAAGCACGUCGUGCGUCGCUGGGCUUGCGUGCAAAGGAAACCUCAGCGCCCCUCAGCGCCCUCGAUUUGAAUCGACCACAAAGAUAGCUGCAGAAUCAAAUAACCGACUGUGCGGCUUCUCGAAAUCCAAGCCCGCACGUUCAAGGAUAGACAAGUCCAACGACCCAAAUGACGCGUUCUUUGGCGCAUCACUAGCUCGCCGUCGCCUCAAUCUUGAUGCGCCCGACAAUCUGAAACCCGACGAUCGCGCAACAAUGGCGACCAUGGCCAUAACCGGGCAGCAGACGCAAAAGCGACGUCCGUCAUACGACGACGAGGAUAUGCCCAUGGCGAAGAGAGCGCGCACCGAUUCCUCCCCGCAUCCAGUCGACCAGUCGAUCCCAGACUUUCGCAAACUUUUCCAAGCUCAGGAAAAUGAGCCCGCGCCGAGCAACGACACCAAGACGGCUGCUGUUGGUGACGGUCGCCUCCCCACCAUGGAGGAGCAGGCCCGCAGCGGACUGCGUCGCAGCAUUGCGCUGGUGCUGAAGGAGGUUGGCUUUGAUAGCACGUCUGAACCGGCCCUCGAGAGGUUGACGGAGAUGACAGAAGAAUACCUCACGGAGUUGACGCAAGAAGUUAGGCUGUUCGCCCUCGCCUCUAGGCGGACACAGCCCAUACCAACAGACUACGAGAUAAGCCUAAAGCGCUUCAACCUGGGCACCUCACUGCUCAGGCCACAUCUACGGCACCCGAUCGCCAAGAAGAAGAAGCGACAUUUGCUGGAGCCGAAAUUCACGACGCCGGCCGCGGCCGCCACCGAUGGACCGUUGGAUGGCUUGCCUCUGCUCGGCGAGGAGCUAAGCGGCAAGGCAGAGAAGGAAUCCAAGAGCUAUAUUCCAGCAUCUUUCCCGGACUUUCCCAGCAUCCAUACGUAUAAAUCCACACCACAGGACGUCGACGAGGUCACGGUUAGAGGCACGGGGCUGAGGCUACCCAACGGCGAGCCAGUCAAGGACACUUUGGCGCCCGAGGAGCCGUACGCGGGCGAGGCGCCACCGAGGGCCGAUCCUAGGCGGAUGCGCGAGGCCUCGGCCCGAGAGUCCAAGUUGGCCGAGGAGGCACUGCGCGGGGUUGUGCGGGCUAGCAAGAUCAACACGCUCAAGGAGGCGAGGUUGGCGGCUCAGCGGAGCAGGAUGAGCCGAAAUCGUUACGACUUUUGGGAGGAGAGCAUGCGAGACUUGGUCGAGGAUGCGUGCGGCAGCAGGAAGAGCAGUGAAGAUGGUGGUAAUGACGGUGAAGGUUUUGCAUCUACUGCUCUCGCUGCUCCUGCUCGGGGGAGCACAGCUGCCAGGAGCGAGAUUGCAGAUCACAGCAUGAUUGUCAAUGCCCACAAGGUUGGGCAUCGACAGGAGGUUUCGAGGGGUGGAAAGAGGGCUGCCAAAGAUGCCGUGACCAAGUGAAGUCGCAAGCAUCUUUCUCCCGGGGACACAACCAUAUCUGGUUCCCCUCUGGUCGUUGAUUACAAGAUCCUUUGUGGCUUCUCAGAACAUUUCAUAUUCCUUCAUACCCUCAGUUCUCGACAUCAAGAAAUUCGGCUGGCUUGGUCUGCAGAGUUCUGCAUCAAGGUCACGGGCACAUGGCAUUUGGCAAGGAGUUUUUGGCGCACGAUGUAUUAUUGGGUUUGCAUAAUUGUAUGGGUACCUACUUAGUGAAGGAACCUGCAAGCAAAGGGCAGCAGGAUUCCGCGGUUGAGCAUUAAACAAUGAUAUCCACUUCACUUCACCUGCAUUUCCAUUUGAAGGAAUUUACUGAGGAACUGCCUUGUUUGCCAUUUGU